UGUCAGACUUCAGUUCAGAGACAAACUAGAAUUACUAAUUAUUGUCCUGUCUUGUCGUGUUAUUUCUGGUGUUAUUUACGGUUUACUGUUUUAUUUUUCUAAUAUAUUUAUAAUAAAUAAGUAAAUUUAAAAAGUUCUAACUUCAACUAAAUUUGGAUUAAAAUAUAACUCUUGAUCGACAGUCUCAAAUAAUCGUAUUUUUUUUUAAAUAUAACAAUAAUUAAUGAGUUCUUAUGUAAUAAAUGAGUAUACUAGGAAGUUAUAAUCUAAAGUGGUAUAAAGAUGGAAAAAGAAGAACGUAUUCAAAGGAUAAAAGCUGGUGCAUUUUUAGCCUCAGUUGCAGGGGUUUCUGCAUUCAUAGGUUUUAGUGCCACACUUUCAACAGCCAAAAAGACUGACCCAAAAUAUUUUAAUAAAGGUUUACAUAGUGUAGAAUUAGCAGAUACCGGUGCUUUACUUGCCCUGAGAGCUCUUGGAUGGGGCACUUUGUAUGCAAUAACGGGCACAACUUGCUUAUGUUAUGGAAUAUGGAAACUGUCUGGUGCGAAAGAUCUAAAGGACUUUAGAGUUAAAAUGGGACAGAUUUUGCCAGCUUUGCCGAAAAAUGAUCCACCUCAAUCAAGAACAGAGUUUAGUGGCAUGAAUGAUUUAUUAACUUAUUUAUCAGAGGAGUAUGGUAAAAAAUAAAUUAUGACUAAAUAUUGUAAUUUAUCAUAUUAAAAUAAACAAAAUAUAUUUUAACAAA
Messenger RNA from Manduca sexta (tobacco hornworm), 745 nucleotides. RefSeq names its product transmembrane protein 242. Lineage: Eukaryota; Metazoa; Arthropoda; Insecta; Lepidoptera; Sphingidae. The transcript has 4 exons. The coding region runs from base 283 to 687 and encodes 134 amino acids. The record is from RefSeq and is a predicted model, not a curated record.